AUGCAAUCACCGGAGAAACCAGGAAGGAGAAGAAGACCUCCAUUGUUUACACUGUCUACUGAUAGUAGCAUAAACACUUCAAACAGGUCAAACAGAGCGGAAAAUGAGAGUAGUAAUCAUGUUAAGUUUCCAUUAUCCCCACCAAGAGCACAUCACCACGAAACUGAGCUAGGAAAUGCUAGACUAUCUGAAGAACAGGAAAGGAGGCGGGCCUCGACUACCAAUAUUGCUAAUAUGCGUAGGAAGCAUAUCAAAGAGAUUAAUGUCUACAACACACCAAAUCCCAAUGACCUUGAUGCAUUAUGCGUUGCAAAAUCAAGCACAGAGUUAAACCAGAUGAAUACUGAUAGCAAGGAUCCGAAUAUGAUAAUCGAUGUACUGCCUUCUUUUGAAUUCUACAAUGUGCUACAUAAACACAUCCCUCAAGGCAAUGUAGACCCCGACAUUCAUGAUUUCCCACCUACUUAUCAGGAAGUUCAAACACAAAGAUUGCCUGCAUUGCAAGGUAGUUCUUCGUCACAAUCUGGUUCAGAACUAAAUGUAGAAAGCCCUUUAAGAAUGAAUGGAAGUCAGACUAGUAUACAUGGCAACUUCCGCAAUAGUUCCAGCAAUACUCUUCUACCUACAACAUCUGGUAUAUUUGGUGGAAGCUCUUUACAACCUUAUUCUACUAGACAUUAUUCACUUAAUCCCAAUCAGAACAACCCAUUGCACCCGACAGUAAGCGGGAGCACAGCUGUUAAUGACAACACCAACAUAGAAGACGAUGUUAAUGACGCCGAUAAUAUAGCAAUAGACAAGUUAUACUCCUUACCAAAAUUUUCGACUCCCUUGGAAAUCGACAUACGGAUAACUAAGCAUGUGCCAAAACCGCAUGAAAAACCAGAGGAAGAAUCUGUCCUGAAGGAAUUUACUUCUGGUGACAUUAUUCAUGGCUACUGUGUUAUCGAAAACAGAUCAACACAACCAUUAAAAUUUGAAAUGUUUUAUGUAACAUUGGAAGCCUACAUUUCUAUAGUAGAUAAACAGAAGGGUAAGAGAACAAUCAAAAGAUUUUUGAGAAUGGUUGACAUGAGUGCAAGCUGGUCUUAUUCCAGUAUGCAAGUAAGUUCUGGGAUCGAAUAUGUACCGGGAGAUGUUGACUUUGAUGAUUCUAUUUUAGGGUUAAGCAAUAGCAGAACUUUUUUACCUAAGACAAAAUACAAGAAAUAUUUCAUGUUUAAAAUUCCAGAUCAACUGUUAGAUGUCACAUGUAGACAAGAAAUAUUUCCUCAUUGUUCUCUGCCACCUAGUUUGGGUAUCGACAAAUGGAAGGAUAACGGGAAAUAUUCAAUCAUUAAAGUUAAUAAUGUUUUGGGGUGUGGCCAUUUGGGUACAAAGGGUUCACCAAUUCUUACUAAUGACAUAACCGAUGAAAACUUGUCAAUAAAUUAUACUAUUGAUGCUAAAAUAGUCGGUAAAGAGAAGAAAACAUCAAAGCUAAACAUCAUGAGAGAAAGAGAGUAUAAUUUGAGAGUUGUACCAUUCGGAUUCAACACACCAUCACCAGUGCAAUCGAAUUUAAGAAGUAAGUCACAAUUAAAAGAAUUAAAGAGACUUCUCAAUGAAAGAAUUGCUGCAUUAGAAAGAGUAUUUGAAAGACUAAAAAAGAACGAACCAAUACAAAAUGCUGAUAUUUAUGGUACUGAUAUUAGCGGAACAAUAGACUCAGAGACAGACCUAGAUGUACGAGAACACUUAGAAAGAAAACUCAACCAACUUCAUGUAAGAAACCGUAUCGAAGAAAGUGACAGUUGGUCUGGGCUGAAAAGGAUGAGUCAGCCCGAUAACCUAGUAGAAUCAGAACUCAGAUAUCAAAUCAAGUCCAGGAAGUUGAAUUCUGGUACCAACAUAGCCAACAGUUUAUUUUCUGGUUUUAAAAGUUCAUCGUCGAUGAGUUCCUUGAAAUCGAGUUCAUCUUCAAGUAACUCUGAAACUGGCAAAAUCUUAGAUGGCUCCUCUUCUCAUUUGAAAAAACACUUGAAACACUCGGAUAAAACUGGACUAAUCACACUGAGUACAACUAUCCCCACAAAGGCAGUUAAGUAUUGGUCUCCUUCAUUAUUUAGAAAAACGAAUACAUUUGAAUCGAAGAAUAAGCAUGAUCAAGAGAACUGGGUCAGACUAAUCGACUUGUUAUCUGAGGAGGAAAAAACUCCUUUAGAGAAUGUCAAUGUUAAACUAAAAUGCUUUGUGUCGAAUAAUGGGCCAAUUCAUCAACCACCUGGUAUUCAAAUCAUUACAACUUCUUUGAUCUGCAUAACAGCUAGCUCUGAUAAUUCCAUUCCUAUUCAGUUAAGUUCAAAGCUAUUAUACAACGAAGAGAAUGUCACCACCUUAAAGAAAACUUUCACAGAUUACAACAAGAAGAUAACCGAAUACAAAGCAUUAUUCGAAGAAAACGAGGAAAAACUUAACAUCCUUUAUCAUGGAAACUCAAUGUUAUCACAAACCAAUAGAGGAUUGAAAUUUACUGAUUUCAUCCCUACGAAUCUUCAUAACGAUGUAGAGAGUUUGAUGGAAUUACAUGUUGAUGUAACUGAACUUCACCAAGUUUUCAGAAAGCAAUCCUUUUUUACAAAGUCCACCAGUUCAAAUGACUCUUACUUCAACUUUUCGUUGUCCAGCAGUGAGACUAUAGGAAACAAUGCUAGUUCUCCUUCUGAAAUAAUUGAUGCAAAUAAUUCACCUAAGCCAACCAAAAGCGAAACUUCAGCAAGUGGUUGGAGAAGCACCGGUAAAUUUACCUUUGAAAGAGAUGUUAAUGUUCACCUCUCUUUAGAUCCACAUAUGAAAGAAACUCUUCCUCCGAAUUUUGAGAGUUGUCUAUGCACCAGGUUUUAUGUUGUGAGGGUGUGCAUAAAAUUUGACCACCAUAUCGGAACAGCUACAUUAGAUAUUCCUGUUUCAGUUAAAAGGAUAACCACUUGA
Messenger RNA from Nakaseomyces glabratus, 2970 nucleotides. RefSeq names its product ubiquitin-ubiquitin ligase BUL2 (gene BUL2). Gene Ontology annotation, molecular function: ubiquitin-ubiquitin ligase activity. The record is from RefSeq and is a predicted model, not a curated record. Gene Ontology annotation, biological process: protein polyubiquitination; protein monoubiquitination. Gene Ontology annotation, cellular component: ubiquitin ligase complex. Lineage: Eukaryota; Fungi; Ascomycota; Saccharomycetes; Saccharomycetales; Saccharomycetaceae.